This is a messenger RNA of Peromyscus leucopus (white-footed mouse), 6462 nucleotides long. RefSeq names its product WWC family member 3 (gene Wwc3). Gene Ontology annotation, molecular function: molecular adaptor activity; kinase binding. Gene Ontology annotation, biological process: negative regulation of organ growth; regulation of DNA-templated transcription; cell migration. The record is from RefSeq and is a predicted model, not a curated record. NCBI's taxonomy places the organism in Eukaryota, Metazoa, Chordata, Mammalia, Rodentia, Cricetidae. The coding region runs from base 338 to 3994 and encodes 1218 amino acids. The transcript is spliced from 23 exons. Gene Ontology annotation, cellular component: cytoplasm.
GGGAACACCCCGCCCUCCCGACCCGGCUGUGUGGAGCGAAGAUGGCCGGACCGGCCUCUGGAGUGGAGGAGCCGCCAAUAUCGGUGGCCGCGGCUUCGGUUUUGGGACUGUGACUCCGCGCGUGGUAGCGACCUGGGCCAUCGCAGCUGAACGGGCAGCGCAGCUAGCGGCUCACGAAGCUGGUCGGGCGCCGGUGCGCGGGCGCCCAGCAGAGGAUGCGCCGGGUGCGGCGGGCGGCUCCCCGCAGCCGCCCCCGCGCCCCGGGCGCCCGGCCUUAGUGCUGGCGGAGGAGGCGGCGCGCGCGGGGCGGCCGGGCGGCGGCGGGCCCCGAGCCGUCAUGCCUUGGUUGAGCGGCGGCCGGCGGCGACGGCGGGGACAGUCGCGGGAGGCCCAGCGAGAGCCACAGCCUCCUGCUCAACCCCAGCGGGAGCCGCCACCGCCAGCGCCCCCCGUCGUGGUCCCCGCACCCUCGGUGGUGCCCUCGGUACCGCCGCAGCCGCGGGCCCGUGAGAGCUCCGAGCUGCCGCUGCCCGCAGGCUGGGAGGAGGCGCGAGACUACGAUGGCCGCGUCUUCUACAUCGACCAUAACACGCGCCAGACGUCGUGGAUCGAUCCCCGCGACCGGAUAACAAAGCCACUAACCUUUGCCGAUUGUGUUGGGGAUGAACUUCCUUUAGGAUGGGAAACUGUAUAUGAUAAACAAAUUGGAAUUUAUUAUAUGGACCACAUAAAUAAGCUUACCCAGAUUGAAGAUCCAAGGGAGCAGUGGAGGCGAGAGCAGGAACGGAUGCUGAAGGAGUAUUUAGUGGUAGCCCAGGAGGCUCUCAAUGCCAAGAAAGAAAUCUACCAGAUCAAGCAACAGAGAUUUGAGCUAGCUCAGGAAGAAUAUCAACAGCUGCACAAACUGUGCGAGGAUGAUGGCCGCUCAUAUACUAGCUCCUUCUCUGGAUAUUCAACCAAUACAAAGUAUGAUCCACACCAGAUUAAAGCAGAAAUAGCAAGUCGCCGGGAUAGGCUUUCCAGAUUAAAACGAGAGCUGACCCAGAUGAAGCAGGAGCUACAGUAUAAAGAAAAGGGUGUGGAGACCCUACAAGAGAUUGACCGGAAGAUGUCAAGUUCUCACACCAACUACAAACUGGAUGAGGCUCAGGCUAUAAUGAGUGAACUCCGUACUAUUAAGAAAGCCAUUUGUACAGGCGAGAAAGAGCGGCGGGACCUGAUGCAGAGCCUGGCCAAGCUUACUGACAGCUUCAAGAAUAGCUGCUCCAUUAUGGACACUCUACAAGAUUUCUCUCACAGCACAGGCGCACUUGGUGACUCUGGUGUCCCUCAGCAGUUUUGUGAUGCUGGCUCCCAGACUGAUACUAUAGGGGAGUUUCUCUUUGAUGACAAAACAAGACUUGUAGGCCGUGUCAGACUUAACUGGCAGUAUGAAGAAGCUCGCAAAAGAGUCUCCAAUAUUCAGCAGCAGCUGGCUCAGCUGGCUAACGAGUCAUGGCCAGGCAUGGCCGAGGCCGACAGAGACCGGCUGCAGCUCAUCAAAGAAAAGGAGGCCCUGCUGCAGGAGCUGCAGCUCAUUAUUCAGCAGCCGAGGUCGGCAGAAGAUGUGGCCCGGCUGGAAGAAGAAAGGAGGCGCCUGGAGGAGGAGAUCCAACGUGCUCGGGCCACAUCUGCACAGGGAGCCACGGAAAGGAUUCUACUUCAGGAAAAAAGAAACUGUCUGCUUAUGCAGCUGGAAGAAGCUACACGUUUAACGUCAUAUCUCCAGUCCCAGUUAAAGAGCCUAUCUGCCAGCACCCUGACUAUGUCCUCUGGGAGCAGCCGUGGGUCCCUGGCCUCCAGCAGGGGCUCACUGGCCUCCAGCCGUGGCUCCCUCAGCUCCAUCAGCUUCACAGACAUCUACGGCCUCCCACAGUAUGAGAAGGCUGAUGCUGAGUGUGGCCAGCUUCUGCGCUUCGAUCUGAUCCCCUUUGAUUCCCUGGGGCGUGAUGUCCCCUUCACAGACCCACAGAGCCACUCGGGCUUCCACAAGCAGAGGAGGUCCCUGGAUACACCCCAGUCUCUGGCCUCACUGUCCUCUCGCUCCUCCUUGUCCUCUCUGUCACCCCCCAGCUCUCCCUUAGACACACCCUUCCUCCCAGCUUCGAGGGACUCCCCUCUGGCACAGAUGACUGACAGCUUUGAGGUGCAAGGCCUGGGAACACUGGACAGACUGCGGUCACAGGCCUCUACUCUAGGAGAUGAAGAUUUGCAGGGAACUGCGACACUUCAGCCACAUGGAAACCCUGUGGAUGGGGAAGGACCCCGUGAGCGUGAGCGGGGACCUCAACUUGUGGCUCCCACUAGUGGAACAGUGACCCUCCGGGAAGACAGCGCCAAGAGAUUGGAGAGGAGAGCACGCCGUGUUUCUGCAUGCCUGUCAGAUUACUCCCUUGCCAGUGACAGUGGGGUGUUUGAACCUCUAACCAAAAGAAAUGAAGAUGCUGAAGAGUCUCCUUUGGGAGACACACAUGGAAACAACGAGCCCCAGAUCUAUGUGGGAUUUCUGCAUGACAGUACAAAUGAAUAUCUCCUUGUGCAUGUGCUGCAACUGAGGAACCUUGCUGGGCUGGUAAUGAAGGAAGACUGCAAAAUCCACAUCCGCGUCUACCUGCCCCCACUAGACUCCGGCACUCCCAACACCUACUGUUCCAAGUCUCUGGAAUUCCAAGCUCCACUGGUGUUUAAUGAAGUGUUCAGAAUCCCUGUGCAUUCCAGCAUGUUGACAUUGAAAUCACUGCAGUUAUACGUGUGUUCAGUGAAUCCCCAGCUACAGGAAGAAUUGCUGGGCAUUGCUCAGAUAAACUUGGCCGACUGUGACAAUUCAAGCGACAUGCAGCUGCGCUGGUAUCCUGUGCAGGUCUUUGCCAGCCCUGAGCCGCCUAAGCCGAAAGAGCCUGUGAGAGUUAUGGAGAGUACCACACGGGACACCGUGCAUGCCAGCUCCGGAAAGACGGAUGCAGUGACAGUGCUGCUGGCCAGAACCACAGCACAACUACGAGCUGUGGAGAGAGAGCUGGCAGAGGAACGUGUAAAGCUGGAAUAUACUGAGGAGGAGAUCCUGGAGAUGGAGCGUAAGGAAGAGCAGGGAGAGGCUGUAUCUGAGAGGAGUUGGCAGGCUGACUCGGUUGAUAGUGGCUGUAGUAACUGCACCCAGACCAGCCCCCACUACCCAGACUCCUGUUACACUGGUGUGGACUCCAUCCAUGGACAUGUGUUUGCUGGACAGGUAGAUUCUUACAACCCUGAGAAACUUCAACCCCUGCCUGUUAAGAUUGACAAGGAGACCACCACAGAAGACCUUUUCAUGGGGGAUGCAGUGAAUGUUCGCAAGGAACGGCUUAGCCGCCGUGCCCGAGGUUCUCCCUUCGUCCGUAGCAGCACCAUUGUGCGCUCGCAGACCUUCUCACCAGGAGCAAGGAGCCAGUAUGUUUGCAGGCUUUAUCGUAGUGACAGUGACAGUUCAACACUGCCCAGGAAGUCCUCCUUUGUUCGAAAUACUUUGGAAAGACGAACCCUUCGCUACAAACAGCCCUGCAGGUCGUCUCUGGCCGAGCUCAUGGCCCGCACCUCCCUGGACCUGGAGCUGGACCUCCAGGCCUCAAGGACCCGGCAGCGGCAGCUGAAUGAGGAGAUUGGAACCCUCCGGGAGCUGAGGCAGCGUCUGGAAGAUGCGCAGUUGCGGGGCCAGACUGACCUCCCACACUGGGUGCUCCGAGAUGAACGGUUCCGUACCCUACUGAAGGAAGCGGAGAGGCAGACAAGACAGACCAAACUUGACUACCAUCAAGAACAAGUAGCUGAGAAGAUGCUGAAGAAGGCUUCCAAAGAGAUCUACCAGCUUCGAGGGCAGAACCACAAGGAGCCCAUCCAAGUGCAGACCUUUAGGGAGAAGAUAGCAUUUUUUACAAGACCAAGGAUUAACAUACCUCCUCUCCCAGCCGACGACGUUUGAUGUAGUGCAUUGUGCACAUGAAGUAUUUAUCUGCCUGUUUUAUUUUCAUGAAGUUCUUAGAUUAGCUAAAUUUGUCUUUAAAAUAUUUGUGCAAAGCUAUUAAUAUACACAUUUUGUAAAAAACAUAUAUCUAUACAUAUAUAUUUUCUAAUAGUGACGGCAACAGGGCUUGGUUUUUCCUUGUUGUGAAAUCGACAUCUCUGAAGACAGGUUAUUUUAUAAAAGAUCAACUAUCAUGUUAAGAGUGUACAGUUUUUACACUGUUUUAUUUGACCUAAAGGCUGGAAGACAGAAACGAAGUGAGUUCAGGCAAAUUCACUGUAUUGUAAUUUAUUUAUAGUACUUUUUUUCCUUGAUGGAAAAUACUGACUUUAAGGUGUAUUUUAAGACUGAAAUUUUGUUCUUCAGUAUUUGUCAUGCAGUAGAAUGGAACUUGGGGCCGGUUUUGUUUCUGACACCUGAAACGCAAACACUGUGUGCUGAAUUUGUCACGUGUAUCAGUUUCUCAUAGGUGCAUUUACCUUGUAUAUUGUACACUUUCACUCUCUGUGUGUUAUGUUCAAAUAUCAACUGCAGUGGUUCAGUCAUACUCUGCAAGCUGUGUAUGCGUUGUAGUGCCCAGUGUGCUGGGCACUGAUGGCUCCUUGUUGCUGUGUUGUCAUCUAAUGCAUCUUUCUGUGCUUACCACAAGUCUGAAGCUGGCAACCGAGCCCCCGGCAUCCCAGGUUUCAGCCUGCCUGUCCACUAGUGACUGGUGGCUGCUCACAUUGCUUACGUUUGUCAAAGCAUGUGCAGCUAUCUUUGCCACUCUGGCUGGUCUGACAGACAGCAGGGAGGGAAUGCUUUCCUGCUACCCACCCUACUGUUUUGUGAAGGAAAGUGAAAAGAAUGAGUACAACAGAGACUAAAGGCAGAGACAUAACCUUUGAAGGUGCUUUUUGUGUGUGUGGAGAGAAGGGCAUGUGGGUAACAUGGCUUACCCAGCAAGUCAUUGUAGGAGAAUAUUUGAGUUACAUCAGAAUGCUUCUCUCAUAUUGGAGUGAACCAAUAUUCCCCAUGGAAUCUUAGAACUAGCUCAUGAGGGAAAUUUUAAUGAAAUAAAAAUAUGCCAUGAUUCUUUUAAAUGCCAAACAAUUUAGUUUGCCUAGCACACAUUUAUUCUAUGUAAAUGUGUUUUCUUUCUGAGGCCUUGAAUGAAUAAAUGAAGUAAUCACAGGAAAUGUCAAAGAAAACAGAACUCUCUUCCUAGAUCUUCCUUCCCCUCCUUGGAAAUGCCCCUUUUAAUCAGGUCUCCUUUUUCAUCAUUCUCUAAACUCUUCCCUUGUAUAACCCACUUUCAUUUUUUCAUUUAUUAAAAAUGAAUUUUGUAAAAGCAUUUCAUUGACAUGCGACCAAUCACAGACAAUGGAAUUUGUCAGUGGUGGUAAGACUGAAAACCUUGUUUUUUUACAGUUGUCAUCUCUUGCUAUGCAUUCCUGUUUCUAGCCUUGCUUUUUUGCCCCCCGCAUCCCCCCCCAAUUUCCUUUUUGAAAGAACCUACAAUAGAGGUAGAGACCCAAGGCACCAAUCUUAGAGCAUUGCCAGUAGCAAGCAACAUUACUCUGCAGGCUCGCCCCCUGUGCCUGCAGAAUAUUGGGACCUUAACCUCCAGCCAGAGCCAACUGUGCCUGACACUGCCUCACAGAGACAGCUCUUCCCAGGCCACUCUCUACCUGGAAUGAGGUAGCUUUUCUGCCAACCUAAAUUAGGGAGCAACUGAGGAAAACCUACUAUGCCAAUACAAAAAAACCCCAGAUGUACUUUUCAGAAACAUCACUGCCUGCCUUCUACCAAUUUCUGUGGGGAGCAUUGUCUUCCUACUCAUACCCGACAGGAAACACAUGCAGCCUAAAGAGGAGCACCUAGGUUUGACACCUUUCCAUCAUAUCCCUCUCCCUGCCAUCUGGCUUUGCAAAGGUGAAUUGUGUGCAGGUGUAUUACAUGGGCUGUUUGCUGUCGUAGCAGAUAUGGUACCCAAUACCCUCACUUGCUUCCUUUUGGCAGCUGCCAACAUCUUAACACUACCAUGUCCAGAAGAUAUUGCCCACUUCAGGAAAAUGAAAGGCUGUGGGCUUUAGGAGGACAGGGGAGGUUUCCAUCUGCUGUGUGAGUUUGUAUAUAGGCUUAGCCUGGUGAGAAAGAAAACUACGGUCUUUGGGCAGCCCUGGUCAUGCAGCAACCUGAAUUUUGCUACCAGGGUCUCUGAAACAUCACCGAAUGUAAAAGGGAAUUUGGUUUUUCUGCUUUAUCUAAUCAUUGCAUUGUCAGACUUUGGUGAUUAUUGCUGAAAUAAGUAACCUUCUAUUGUGGGAAUAAGUUAGAAUCAGUAUUCAUCUCUUUGUUUUGUCACUGUUUUCUAUGAUUGUGUCAUUUGUAUCGUUUGAAAGUAUUUCUUCUAUAAAAUUAAACUAACCUGCCUUAAGAACAAA